Messenger RNA from Chlamydomonas reinhardtii, 2455 nucleotides. RefSeq lists its product as uncharacterized. NCBI's taxonomy places the organism in Eukaryota, Viridiplantae, Chlorophyta, Chlorophyceae, Chlamydomonadales, Chlamydomonadaceae. Bases 357 to 1820 code for a protein of 487 amino acids. The record is from RefSeq and is a predicted model, not a curated record. Gene Ontology annotation, molecular function: glycine hydroxymethyltransferase activity; pyridoxal phosphate binding; cobalt ion binding. The transcript has 12 exons. Gene Ontology annotation, biological process: L-serine catabolic process; folic acid metabolic process; tetrahydrofolate interconversion. Gene Ontology annotation, cellular component: cytoplasm.
AUGCUGACUUUGCCUUAGCUGAGGAGCAGAGCUCGACUCCUGGACUUCCCACAUGUCGCGGUCUCGCUCGCUGGUCGGCCGCUGCGGACCGUAGGAAGCGCGGCUGCUGCUUCACAAUACAGCAAUUGCGAUAUUCAAGAAGCGUCACAGCAAGACCGCGCAACACACGUCGCGACUCACGCCCGGCGUGGUCAUGCACGGCGCAUGGAAACGUGCCGACAUGGACAAGUCGCGUUUAGUCCUCGCGUGCCCCAGACCUUUCCUAUUACUAGCGCUGACAACUUGGUCUGCAGAGCGCAAUAUUACAUCAACUAAUUAAGUUAGUUGUCAGUGUUGGCGACACAACACCUUUGAGAAUGCAGCUUCAGCAGCGUCUGCCCUCCGGCGGUGCCGCCCGCAGCGCGCGCGCUUCGCGCCGCACCGUGUCCGUCCAGGCCACUGUCGCUCCCCCCGCUCCUACCUCGGGCAAGAAGCUGUUCCAGUAUGAUGGCGCUCUUUCUGAGGUCGACCCGGAGAUUAGUGCUCUCAUCACCAAGGAGAAGUCUCGCCAGGUCCGUGGCCUGGAGCUGAUUGCCUCGGAGAACUUCACCUCCAAGGCGGUGAUGCAAGCCCUGGGCUCGUGCAUGACCAACAAGUACUCCGAGGGUCGCCCCAACGCGCGCUACUACGGCGGCAACGAGUACAUUGACCAGGUCGAGCUGCUGUGCGAGAAGCGCGCCCUGGAGCUGUUUGGCCUGGACCCGGCGGAGUGGGGCGUCAACGUGCAGCCGCUGUCGGGCUCGCCCGCCAACUUCGCGGUGUACACGGCGCUGCUGCAGCCGCACGACCGCAUCAUGGGCCUGGACCUGCCGCACGGCGGCCACCUGACGCACGGCUUCAUGACCGCCAAGCGCCGCGUCAGCGCCACCUCGAUUUUCUUCGAGUCCAUGCCCUACCGCCUCAACGAGGCCACCGGCACCAUCGACUACGAGACGCUGGAGAAGACCGCCACCCUGUUCCGGCCCAAGCUCAUCAUUGCCGGCGCCUCGGCCUACAGCCGCAACUACGACUACGCGCGCAUGCGGGCUGUGGCGGACAGCUGCGAGGCCUACCUCAUGUCGGACAUGGCGCACAUCAGCGGCCUGGUCGCCGCCGGUGUGGCCACCAGCCCCUUCGCGCACUCGCACAUCGUGACCACCACCACGCACAAGUCGCUGCGCGGCCCCCGCGGCGGCAUGAUCUUCUACCGCCGCGAGCUCAAGGACAAGAUUGACCAGGCCGUGUUCCCCGGUCUGCAGGGCGGCCCCCACAACCACACCAUCUCGGCGCUGGCUGUGGCGCUCAAGAUGGCCAACACCGAGGAGUUCCGCACCUACCAGAAGCAGGUGGUGGCCAACUGCUCUGCGCUGUGCGGGCGGCUGCAGCAGCACGGCUACAAGAUCGUGUCUGACGGCACCGACAACCACCUGGUGCUGCUGGACCUCAAGCCGGCGGGCAUUGACGGAGCGCGCGUGCAGACGGUCCUGGACGCGGUGUCCAUCACGCUCAACAAGAACUCGGUGCCCGGCGACAAGAGCGCCAUGGUGCCCGGCGGCAUCCGCAUCGGCACGCCCGCGCUCACCACCCGCGGCUUCCAGGAGAAGGACUUCGAGCAGGUGGCUGACUUCAUCCACCGCGCCAUCACCAUCGCCAAGGACUGCCAGGCCAAGACGCCCGCGCCCGGCAAGCUCAAGGAGUUCAAGGAGUACCUGGAGGGCGCCGGCGCCGCCCGCCCCGACAUCGCCGCGCUGCGGGCCGAGGUGGAGGCGCUCGCCACCUCCUUCCCCAUGCCCGGCCUGUAAACGGCCCGACGACACGGGGCGACUGGGAUGACAGGGAUGGCAGGGGUUGGCAGGGGGGGUCGUGGAGGUGGUGGGGCGACAGGGGGGAGGGGGUUGUGUGAGGCGCGCGCUGCAGGCAGGCGGAGCAGCAGCGAUGGGCAGGAGGCGGCUGCGCAGCAGGGGGGGGGGCGCGCGCGUAUUUGUGGAUGUUGUGGUGGUGUGACGCCGGCGGCACGUCACGGCGUGGCCAGACCAAGUGCUGGGCGGCCGUGCCUGGCGUGUUUUGAUGGCGGUGGCGGUGUUGACUUUCUUGGGGGGCUUGCGUUAGUAAGAGACAACUGACCUGAGUUAUGAUUCUUCCGGGUAGCGCCAACGGACGGGGAGGGGGGCCAUUUCUGUGCGCCUCUCGAUAGCGCCUGGCAACUUGGACGACCAACGCUUUCCUUUACAAGGGGCGGGCAUGUUGACAUGCAAGUGAUCUAGACACGACGGCCUGACCAACUGACGAACAGACGUGACUGUCGAGGCAUAGGUAGAUGAACGUUGACCGCAGGGUGGGAGCAGGCGGAAGGUGCGGGAGGGGUUGCGCGGAGGGCCGCACGCAAGUGUCUACGAGGCGGCUUUGACUGCCGCACACUGUGUAAUCGGCCUGGGCA